CAGAGGCAUUGUGGGAGUUUAGUCGGACAAGAUGGCAGCGGCCUGUGUCCGGGUGCUCAGUAAGGUCGGUGCGUCUUUUCUGGGGUCUCCAGCGGGCCGCCUGACCGGUACCGCGGCCCGCCUGCUGGCUAGUGUGAGCGCGCGCGGGAGCAGCAGGCGGUACGGUACCGGGGGGGCGGGGCUCGGAUCGAGGCUGCCGCGCAGUGCCGUGCUGCGCCGCGCCGCGCUGCUCGGUGCGGCUCUGGGUUUAUAUGAGACCCUCAAGUUCUUCGUGCAGCGUCUCCAGGCCGAGCACGAGCAAGAGCAAGAGGUUGCAGACGGCGGAUUGAAGUUGACACUCUACCAGUACAAGGCGUGUCCCUUCUGUUGCAAAGUUCGCACCUUCUUCGACUACUACGGGCUGCUGUACGAGGUCGUGGAGGUCAAUCCUUUGAUGAAGCACGAGAUCAAGUGGUCGUCAUACAGAAAAGUGCCCAUCGUCAUGGUGGACGGUGUAGUGCAACUGAAUGACUCAUCUGUCAUCAUCAGCUCCCUGAAGACGUAUUUAGUCAACAAGCAGAAAAGCAUGAAGGAGAUUGUUCACUACUACCCGGAGAUGAAGAGUGUGAACGACAGUGGGAAGCAGGUGACGGAGUACAACAACAAGUACUGGCUGAUGCUGAGCGAGGAUGAGACCACGCAGGUUUACCCAGAGAAAGGGAUGCAGAAGGAAGAGAUGAAGUGGCGUAAAUGGACUGACGACUGGCUGGUACACCUCAUACCUCCCAACAUUUACCGAACUACCAGUGAAGCCUUGGCCUCCUUCGACUACAUUGUCCAUGAGGGCAAGUUUGGUACUAUUGAGGGAUUCUGUGCCAGGUAUAUUGGUGCUGCAGCCAUGUUCAUCAUCUCCAAACGGCUGAAACGUCGACACAACCUGCAGGAUGAUGUCAGACAGGAUCUCUACAAGGCCGUUAAUGACUGGGUGGACGCCAUCGGCAAGAAGAGGAAGUUCAUGGGUGGAAAUCAUCCCAACUUGGCAGACCUGGCGGUGUUUGGCGUCCUCACAGCGAUGGAGGGCCUGCAGGCGUUCGAUGACAUGAUGGCGAACACCAAAGUGGAGUGCUGGUACCAUCGCAUGCAGAAUGCAAUGCUCAACCAUGAGGGCUGCAAAUGAAGCCGAACUCACAGCAGAAAGACUUAACGGGAAGACAUUAAAACUUUGCGGGAGCUGCUGUUAUUUUUCUGCGUGAAUUUUAAACUCCUUGUUUGAUGUAACUGAACGUUUUUGUUGAAGCCAUUUUUUUUUUUAUUCUGGGGGAAGAGUCAUGGAAUCUUAUUACUGACUUCUCCUGGUGAGUAGGAAGCAGCAGGAAGUGAAAACUGACAACUUCUAAAGCUCUUCAGUUGACACAAUGUAAAUUCUGAUCAUUUCUGGGCCUCUAUUAGUUCCACAAAAGCACCCAAAUAUUCGUUUAAGUUUCCCAAAGGAAACUGAUUCUGUUUUAAUGAUUUUUUUUUUUUAAAGCUCUGCAAUAACAUGGACUAAAUAAGUGGGGUUUUUUUAUGUAAUGAGUUAUUUUUUUGCUUUUAAACCACUUUGCACAUUUGCUUUGUGUUCAGGGAAAAUUAGAAUCUAAAGCUUCCAGUUUUCUGAUCCAAUAUUUAUUGUUCUGCUUAUGUUCCUGUAGAAUUCUGCAAAUGUAAUGAGCUGCUUCUGGCCAACAUUUAAACGGUUCAGUGCUUCGUUUCUUACAUGCACUCAUUUACAUUUUCACUUUAAAGCAGUGUAUCAGCCACUCUGACACUGUCAUGCAUUUAAUGUACACGUAACAUUACAGGGAAUCAUUUUCCAAAGUGACUGUUCAGAAUCGAUGCCUUGGAAUUUAAGCUGUUCAGAAAUAAAUGCUGAUGGACCAGGUCUGUGUAAAAAUAAAUAAUAAUGGCCAAAGUUACCCAAUAAAAUUUGUU
This is a messenger RNA of Thalassophryne amazonica, 1950 nucleotides long. RefSeq names its product prostaglandin E synthase 2-like (gene ptgesl). The transcript is spliced from 7 exons. Gene Ontology annotation, cellular component: mitochondrion. Gene Ontology annotation, molecular function: prostaglandin-E synthase activity. Lineage: Eukaryota; Metazoa; Chordata; Actinopteri; Batrachoidiformes; Batrachoididae. The record is from RefSeq and is a predicted model, not a curated record. The coding region runs from base 32 to 1156 and encodes 374 amino acids.